AUGCCUCCUUUCAACACCUCUCAUCCUUCUCCUGUCACCUUCUUGCUGAUGGGCAUCCCAGGACUAGAGCACCUGCAUGUCUGGAUUGGGAUUCCCUUCUGCUCCAUGUACGUGGUGGCUGUGGUGGGGAAUGUGAGCAUCCUGGCCGUGGUGAAGGCAGAGCGGAGUCUCCAUGAGCCUAUGUUCUUCUUUUUGUGCAUGCUCUCCGUCACUGACCUGGUCCUCUCCACAUCUACACUGCCUCGGAUGCUGUGUCUCUUCUGGCUUGGAGUCCAUGACAUUGCCUUUGAUGUCUGUCUAGCCCAAAUGUUUUUCAUUCAUAGUUUUACUGCUAUGGAAUCUGGCUUUUUCCUGGCCAUGGCCUUUGACCGUUAUGUGGCCAUUUGUCAUCCGCUGCACCAUACUACCAUUCUCACCCAUGCACGCAUCACCAUAAUGAGUAUUAUUGUGGUGAUUAGAGGUGUAGCCUUCUUUUCUCCACACCCCAUCCUGCUCAAACAACUUCCCUACUGCAGAUCACGAAUUAUUGCCCACACCUAUUGUGAGUUCAUGGCCGUGGUGAAGCUGGCAUGUAUGGACAUAGGGGCCACCAAGAGUUACAGCCUCAGUAUGGCUUCUAUCAUUGGCUCAUGUGAUGCAAUUCUCAUUGCUGUAUCCUAUGCCUUCAUCCUGCGCUCUGUAUUCCGCCUGCCAUCCCGAGAAGCUAGCUUUAAGGCUCUGGGCACAUGUGGGUCACAUGUCUGUGUUAUUCUUGUCUUCUAUUCCACAGCUGGUUUUUCCAUUUUCACUCACCGUUUUGGGAAAAAUGUGCCUGCACAUGUCCAUAUUUUUAUUGCAAAUAUGUACCUUUUGGUGCCCCCUUUUCUCAACCCUAUUGUAUAUGGAGUAAGGACCAAGAAAAUACGGGAACAUGUUAUUAGGACAUUAAUGGUCAAAGUUGCUUGA
Leopardus geoffroyi (Geoffroy's cat) is the source of this 945-nucleotide messenger RNA. RefSeq names its product olfactory receptor 52E4-like. Gene Ontology annotation, biological process: G protein-coupled receptor signaling pathway. Gene Ontology annotation, molecular function: G protein-coupled receptor activity; olfactory receptor activity. The record is from RefSeq and is a predicted model, not a curated record. The coding region runs from base 1 to 945 and encodes 314 amino acids. The transcript has a single exon. Gene Ontology annotation, cellular component: membrane. Lineage: Eukaryota; Metazoa; Chordata; Mammalia; Carnivora; Felidae.